Molecule: messenger RNA, 1074 nt
Organism: Mus caroli (Ryukyu mouse)
Lineage: Eukaryota; Metazoa; Chordata; Mammalia; Rodentia; Muridae
Gene: Smim30
Product: small integral membrane protein 30
Source: RefSeq, a predicted model, not a curated record
AGCGGGGCUUGUGGGAAAUGUAGUCUGGCGACACCGCCCUGCUCUCCAUUCCUGUAAUGGCUGCUUUGGGUCCGGCUGUGUCACGAGUAACCUCUUAGCCUCAGCAUCCGGAAGUUCCAAAGAGAAUAUUUCACGUUGGAUAGAAUUUUACAUAUACAAUUGUUUCGGCAAGUUCAGCCCUCCAGAUCCUGGCAUCAUGAACUCAGUUUGCACACAGUUGAUCUUAGUCCUCACGUCGCUGCUUUUGAGCCUGCCUGCUGUUGAAGCAGUAGAAGCUGGAGAUGCGAUUGCACUCUUAUUAGCUGUGGUUCUCAGCAUUACAGGCAUCUGUGCUUGCUUGGGGAUAUAUGCAAGAAAGCGAAAUGGACAGAUGUGACUCUGAAGGACUCUUCUGAAUUAGACUGCACCCUGACCAGUGUGCUGAAAAUCAUUGUUCUGUCGAGGCCAACCCCAAGAUUUGAUCUCUCCCCUUCUCAGCAAGAGGGUUACAGUUAGCCAAGAGUUAACACCCUCAGUUAAGACGAUGCUUUCAUGUUCAUACUUGUUUCUUCUACAAUGGGGACAGAUGGGGGUGGAGGGCGUCUCUUAACAACAAAGAGUGCACUAAUAAUGUGGCCCAUAACUUGUAUUUGCUGCUUAGGAAGGGGCCAAAGUGAGAGGGCUUAAGUUUGCAAAAGUAUUAUUUCAUACUUUCAAGUUGUCAGAGCACAUGGAAUUGGAAGAUGGAAGUAUUUGUUCAGAAUCUAGUAAAUCUAUAUUGUUAUAAUCACUGCCUCUUGCAUUCUGGGGAUCUCUCUCUCUCUCAGUUAGAGUGUUGGGGUGGGUUUUGGAUUUGUUUUAUUGUUGUUACUGUUUUUUUCUUUUUAAUGCUUCAGUUUUUAUCUCGCAAGUUGAUAUUGUACUUAGAUCUUAGCCAAAAACUUUUAUCUCUGAGAAAAAGUUUAAUAAAAAUGUACUAAACAUAUCUAAUACUAAAAUAGAGAAAAUAUUUGUUAAAAGAUAACUUUACAUUGAGUAUCUUCUCCUUUGUCAGAUGCAUUGUAUCAAAUACAUAGCUAUUAUGCCAUCAGUUCA